Messenger RNA from Oncorhynchus gorbuscha (pink salmon), 1347 nucleotides. Its product is annotated as homologous recombination OB-fold protein-like. The transcript has 8 exons. The record is from RefSeq and is a predicted model, not a curated record. Bases 278 to 919 code for a protein of 213 amino acids. NCBI's taxonomy places the organism in Eukaryota, Metazoa, Chordata, Actinopteri, Salmoniformes, Salmonidae. Gene Ontology annotation, biological process: recombinational repair.
CCACACGCCCGUCUUCACUAACCACUUGAUUCAGCUGGUGUCCAACUCCAACAAGACCCCACAGAGACCGGGUUUUGACCACAUCCGGCCCAAUACCCGCCGCUUCCCCGGGCCUGCAGGAAUCCUACCACAACAGCAGCUCCAUGGGCAGAGCCUGGAUGACAUCGUGGUGGCCAUUCCUCAGACACCUGCACAUGGGGCCGUGGCUCGACUGCCCAGUCAGAUUCCCAGCUCUCAGACUGAGGAAGAGGAUUUCAGUGGAGGUCCGUGGGCAGCGAUGAAAGCAGAGAUGGGAUUGGACGAAAGGAACUCCUCCUGUUUUCUGCACUCUUACAGCGUGGCCAUGGUACUCCGCAAGGCGGCCCUGAAACAGCUGGUGAAGAACAAGGUCCCCAACAUGGCUGUGGUACUAAAGAGCAUCCUCCACACACACGCUGAUGCCAAGGCUGUGUUCAGGGAUCCCACAGGAGAGAUGCAGGGCACAGUACACCGGCGCCUCCUAGAGGACAGACUAGGGGAGCUCAAGACGGGGGCGGUACUGCUGCUCAAACAGGUGGGUGUGUUCUCUCCGUCCCACCGUAACCACUACCUGAACGUGACACCCAACAACCUCCUGAGGAUCUACCCUCCUGACGGCUCGACCCCGUCCCACACACAGAGCCAGCUGCUCCCACUCCCCCUGGAGCCAAUGUUGGAAUCACCUGAUCAGUCCUCCAGUGUCCCAGGAGCCCCUGUGUCUCAGAUGGAGUUGUUCUAUGAUGAUGAGGAUGUUCGGGCCCCACAGGUCUCUGCAGACUCUGGUGCUGGCUCCUCUAGUGUUCCACAGGGCCCGCCUGCUGCACCACUGGACCUGUCCUGGGACGCAGAUGACCUUGAUGAGCUUCUUGGGGAGUUGCCUGUUGAGUCCUACUGCCUCUGACACCUGCCCACCUACCCCUUAUGGACAAGGUACAUUUAUACAGGGGAGAUGUAGGACAACUAAGCUGCCACUUACAUGUGAAUUUGAGUUUGGCUCAUUCUGACCGCAUGUUGGAUGCCUUUCUACCUGAUUCCCCCAGAGAAUCUUGUCGCCUGAAGUGCUGUCAUUUUGUGUUUGGUGUGCUGUGACCGUUAAUCGCACCAUUAUAAAUUGCAUGUCGGCCGUGUGGGGGGAAAAACUCUGAGAUGUUGGGAACUGGGACUGUCGCUCCCGCAUCUCCCCAAUUUGAAUGAAGCUUCACUACCCAUACUGCUACGGGUACAUCCCAUACUGCUACGGGUACAUCCCAUACUGCUACGGGUACAUCCCAUGCUGCUACGGGUACAUCCCAUGCUGCUACGGGUACAUCCCAUGCUGCUACGGGUACA